Messenger RNA from Puma concolor (puma), 1196 nucleotides. NCBI's taxonomy places the organism in Eukaryota, Metazoa, Chordata, Mammalia, Carnivora, Felidae. The record is from RefSeq and is a predicted model, not a curated record.
AUCAGGUGUGUUUUCAUAGUGGAAAAAAUGGCUAAGAUGGCAUUUAAAAAUAAUCUACAUAAAGAAUGGAGAUCACCAUUUAAAACUAUAGGCGAAGAUCACCCAAGCAAUUUAAACCAGGUUCGAGAACUUGUUCUGGACAAUUGCAAAUCAAAUGAUGGGAAAAUUGAGGGCUUAACAGCUGAAUUUGUGAACUUAGAGUUCCUCAGUUUAAUAAAUGUAGGCUUGAUUUCAGUUUCAAAUCUCCCCAAACUACCUAAAUUGAAAAAGCUUGAGCUCAGUGACAAUAGAAUCUUUGGAGGUCUGGACAUGUUAGCAGAAAAACUUCCAAAUCUCACACAUCUAAACUUAAGUGGAAAUAAGCUGAAAGAUAUCAGCACCUUGGAACCUUUGAAAAAGUUGGAAUAUCUGAAAAGCCUGGAUCUGUUUAACUGUGAGGUUACUAACCUGAAUGACUACCGAGAGAGUGUCUUUAAACUCCUGCCUCAGUUGACCUACCUGGAUGGCUAUGACCGAGAGGAUCGGGAAGCGCCUGACUCAGAUGCCGAGGUGGAUGGUGUGGAUGAAGAAGAGGAGGAUGAAGAAGGAGAAGAUGAGGAGGACGAGGAGGAUGAGGAUGGUGAGGAGGAAGAGUUUGAUGAUGAAGACGAUGAAGAUGAAGACGAAGAUGUAGAAGGGGAAGAUGAUGAAGACGAAGUCAGUGGGGAGGAAGAAGAAUUUGGACACGAUGGAGAAGUUGAUGAAGAUGAAGACGAGGAGGAUGAAGAUGAAGAUGAAGAGGAGGAAGAAAGUGGGAAAGGUGAAAAGAGGAAGAGAGAAACAGACGAUGAAGGAGAAGAUGAUUAAGACCCCAAAUAACUUGCAAAAAAAGAACUGUUCAGUAUUGGUUGGACUGCUCAUACGGAUUUGGUAGCUGUUUAAAAAAAAAAAAGGUAGCUGUGAUACAAACCCCAGGAUACCCACCCACCCAAAGAGCCAAAGAAUAGUUCCUGUGACAUUCCACCUUCCUCCAUUUAGUCCCUCUUGGAAAUUCACCACCAAGCUUGGGGACUUCACCCCAACAAAAUUGUAAGCGUUUGUUAGGUUUUCGUGUAAGACUCUUGCUGUAGCGUGGAUAGCUGUGAUUGGUGAGUCAACCGUCUGUGGCUACCAGUUACACCGAGACUGUAACAGCAUUUUUACUUUCUGUACAACAA